AUGCCACUCUUUUCCAAUGUGCCAGCUCUCCGCCUAACACUAGCCUACGCCCUGAAUGAGCCGUCGUGCCUUCUCCCGCACAGAACCAUUCCAACUCUUCUCCCACUCCCGCUACCAAUUGGCCCUUGGCUUCCUUCCCUCAAUGCGGCCGGCAAGAGACCGACCAUUCGUGCCCUUGUCAUAGACAAAGACAACACACUGUGUCCACCAGACACUGUUAAAUUACACCAUGCAUAUCUAAACAAGAUCGAAAAGAUCAGGGAGAGCGAGGAGUUCAGCCACAGUCCGCACAGCGUCCUCAUUGUCUCCAAUACCGCAGGCAGCUCUUCUGCUCCAGAACAUGAAACUGAGGCCAAGCAGCUGGAGAAGGAACUUGGCCUCCCCGUCUUGAGACAGCAUCCUGAUCGCAAAAAACCAUUCUGUGGACCCGAUAUUCUACAAUAUUUUAGAGACCAUGGCGUUACAGAUGACCCCAAGGAAAUCGUGAUUGUGGGGGACAGAUUGGCCACUGAUGUUCUCCUCGCUCGCGAGAUGGGUAGCUGGAGCAUCUGGACCCGAGACGGUUGGCGCAAUCCAGAAAUGCCUGGGCGGGACUACAGAGGGUUCUUUGGUAGGAUAGAGAGCCGCUUCGAACGAUUUAUGCGAGGUGGGCUAGGAUGUGUAGCCCCUCUACCAAAGACUGUAUCAUCACCAUGA
Cladophialophora psammophila CBS 110553 is the source of this 696-nucleotide messenger RNA. RefSeq names its product HAD superfamily (subfamily IIIA) phosphatase. Bases 1 to 696 code for a protein of 231 amino acids. Lineage: Eukaryota; Fungi; Ascomycota; Eurotiomycetes; Chaetothyriales; Herpotrichiellaceae. The record is from RefSeq and is a predicted model, not a curated record. Gene Ontology annotation, molecular function: phosphatidylglycerophosphatase activity. The transcript has a single exon.